AUGGUUAGGGCUGAUGCAUCCGUGAGCAUAAAGGUGCUCCUGAAAGCCACGGCAGCGCACUUUGGUUUUAGGCCGACUUAUCGGAGGGUUUGGGUGGCGAAGCAGAAAUCUAUUGCCCUCAUCUACGGUGACUGGGAUGAGUCCUACAACGACCUGCCUAGGUGGGUGUUGGGUGUGCAGCUGACGAUGCCUGGUAGUGUUGCGGUCCUUAAGACGAGCCCGGUUCGAGUUGGAGGACAGGUGGACGAGUCUCAAGCGUACUUCCACAGGCUUUUCUGGACUUUUCCGCCGUGCAUCGAGGCAUUCCGUCAUUGCAAGCCGCUAGUCAGCAUUGACGGCACACAUCUGUAUGGGAAGUAUGGGGGAACGUUGCUCAUCGCGAUUGCACAGGACGGGAACUCCAACAUUCUACCUGUCGCAUUCGUACUAGUAGAGGGUGAGAAUGUGGAGUCCUGGACAUUCUUUCUCUCGCACCUUCGACAGCACGUGACCCCGCAGCCCGGUCUGUUGGUUAUAUCGAACAGGCACAACGGCAUCAAGGCUGCGCUUGAGGCCCCUGACGGCGGUUGGUUACCGCCAUCUGCGUACCGUGCAUUCUGCAUACGACACGUAGCGGCUAAUUUUGCCCUUACCUUCAAAGGCAAAGACGCUAGAAGGCUCCUAGUAAACGCGGCGUAUGCGAAGACCGAGGUUGAAUUUGAUUACUGGUUUGAUAUUCUGCGAUCUGAAGAUCCGGCGAUGUGUGAGUAG
Molecule: messenger RNA, 750 nt
Organism: Arachis stenosperma
Lineage: Eukaryota; Viridiplantae; Streptophyta; Magnoliopsida; Fabales; Fabaceae
Exons: 1
Coding region: 1-750 (249 amino acids)
Source: RefSeq, a predicted model, not a curated record